ACUCCUCUAGGUUUAUUGCUCCUGUUGAGUGAGAAAGGCGAAAGCUCUCAGUGAAAGUUGAGAGUUCGAAAGAGUCGGGUCGUCUUGACAUCUAGAAAAUAUUGUUGGAAAAAAAAACGAACUAGCUCUACAUAACGAAUAACAAUGUCUUGCCCGUUUUUGAGUAAGUUUUCUGCAAAUUACAUAAAAACUUAUUGGUUCCACUUGAUGAAAAUGUACGGCCAGAAUUGUCCGGUCUUUUCUCACAGAUCGAGUGUCACCUACUCGGGAGAUGUAGCCAAGUGUCCGUUUCUGGCGAAGAGCCAGGAGUCCUUGGUCAAAGAGGCGAACCCCGCCAUGCAAGAGGACGUGAUAAAUUUGGCCAAGGAUGAUAAAAAAACGGAGCCCGCCGAGCCGUUCCCGUACCAGAAUUUUUUCCACGAUCAGAUCAUGAAGAAGAAGAAGGACCAUUCUUACAGGGUGUUCAAAAAGAUCAAUAGAAACGCCACCUGUUUCCCCAAGGCUACGGAGUCCACUUGGGGCGAGAGGCUGAUCACUGUAUGGUGUGCUAAUGAUUACUUGGGCAUGUCUUGUCAUCCGAGGGUGAAAGAGGCUGUUCGCAAUGCGGUCGAUACAUUUGGUGCGGGUGCUGGUGGGACGAGGAACAUCUCUGGCAAUUCUGUCCUACAUGAGACCUUGGAGAAUAAUCUUGCCGUUCUUCAUAAAAAGGAACGAGCUCUUCUUUUCACUUCUUGUUUUGUCGCGAAUGAUUCCACAUUAUUCACAUUAGGGAAAACUAUCCCAAAUCUGCAUUUCUUUUCCGACGAAGGCAAUCAUGCAUCUAUGAUUCAAGGCAUAAGAAACAGCAGGUCUCCUAAAUUCAUAUUCCGCCACAACGAUUCAUCUCAUUUGAACGAACAACUGCAGAAAGUAGAUAAAUCCGUGCCCAAAAUCGUUGCGUUUGAGACAGUUCAUUCCAUGACUGGUGCGAUCUGCCCUUUGAAAGAAUUAUGCAAUAUCACUCACGAUCAUGGUGGUUUGACUUUUAUCGAUGAAGUUCAUGCAGUUGGCUUGUAUGGAGAGAACGGGGCUGGUAUAGGAGAAAGGGACAAUCUCCUUGAUGAAAUGGAUAUUAUUUCUGGCACUCUUGGAAAAGCGUUUGGAAAUAUUGGAGGCUAUGUUGCCUCUUCGGAAAAACUAAUAGACAUGAUUAGAAGCUAUGCCGCUGGAUUUAUCUUUACUACUUCUUUACCUCCUACAGUUUUGGCAGGGGCAAUAGCCUCGAUUUCAAUUUUGUCUUCAGAUGAAGGAAGGCAGCUGAGAGCGAAGCACAAGGAAAAUGUUGACUACCUGAGAAAUAGGCUGGUGGAGCAGGGCUUUCCAGUUGAAAUGACAAGCUCUCAUAUUAUCCCGAUCCACAUCGGAGACCCAUACAUCUGCUCAAAGCUCUCUGACACUUUGCUCAGACAGAAAGGUCACUAUGUCCAAGCGAUAAAUUAUCCCACCGUGCCGAAAGGCGAAGAGAAACUCAGGCUCGCUCCAACACCGUUCCAUUCCCAAAACAUGAUAGACAAUUUUGUCAAAGAUCUAGCUGAAAUAUGGCACCAGCUCGGGCUGUUUCAUGUGUCAUGCGAUCAUUGCAAUAGGAGCCUGAGGCGGUCUUGUAGAGAAGAAGUGUGUACUCUUCCAGACUGCCCUCAGACAUUAUUUGUUCAGUAAAUUUACAUAAGGUACAAAAUAAUUAAUAUAUAUAAUAUUAUAGUAUUAAUUGUAAUACCUGACGACUACUGUUUUUUCCUCCAAAAUAUUGUAUAAUGUGAUUACAUCAAUUGUUACCUUGUACUAGUAAUUUAGUUUUAUUUUGAUUUGCUGAUCAUUAUAUCCUAUCUAAAGGUUUGAACUUAACCUUGUUAAACAAUAAUUAUAAAAUAAUUGUUUGUAUGUUUGAUUUCCUGGAUAUCAUAACUUAAUAGGGCAAUAUAUCUGCAGAUAUAUAAAUAAAAUGUAUAGCCCUAUUAAGUUAUAUCCAAAAAUGCAACAUAAUAGCCUCUUAAAUGUUUUCCAUUUACUACUUACUACAUUAUCAGUAAUUAAUAUAAUUAUUAUGUUCAGAGUUCUUAAUUUUAUCCAGUCAUUUUGAAUUUUAGCACAAGCAGUUCAAUUUAUAAUAAUUAAUAUAAUAUUGAUUGAUUUGUACUUACUUGAUACACAAAUUAUUUACAUUUAUGUUCAAGUAAUUUUAAAAUGUGACCAGCCAUUUCCAUAAAAAGUUCAUAAAUGAGAUGAGUUGAAUAUUGCAAAUCCUUUGGUACUGUAUAUUUGUGUAAUAUGGUUAAAAAAAAUCACUAUUGAUAAUUUAACGUAUUCCAAAUCAUUAAUUAAUAAAUGCUUAACAAUUUGAUGAAAUGUAUAAAUUUUGAGUUUUGAGAUAUUUGUUCUGUAUUUGUGAGGCCAAAAAAAUAUUUAUUACAUUAUUAUUACAUAUAUUUUUAUAUAUAUGAACUCACUAAGAAAAUAUUUAAACGUAUUUACUUUAACAUAUUUAAAGUAAAUAUAUUGUAUGAUUUUGAUACAAUAUGAAGAAUAAUGGGUGUUUCUUCUGGCUGUUAGUUAUGUUCAAGCCUUAAACUCACUGCCUUUCUGUUCCACAAUGUUGUUAAUAUAUGCCAAAAUGUUUCCUCCAAGAAACUGUUGGUACUUAUUUAGUUACCAUUAUUGUUUGAUGGUUGUGGUGCAUUAGUAUUACGGUGAUGGCCAUUAAAUAUAUUGUUGAAUUCAUAUGGAUAUAUUUUAUUAUUAUUGUUGUUAUUGUUGUAGUUGCUUUAAGAAAAGUUAACGUAUAAUAAAAUAACAUUACCCAACAA
Molecule: messenger RNA, 2843 nt
Organism: Cimex lectularius (bed bug)
Lineage: Eukaryota; Metazoa; Arthropoda; Insecta; Hemiptera; Cimicidae
Gene: Alas
Product: 5-aminolevulinate synthase, erythroid-specific, mitochondrial
Exons: 1
Coding region: 145-1698 (517 amino acids)
Biological process (GO): erythrocyte development; hemoglobin biosynthetic process; heme biosynthetic process
Cellular component (GO): mitochondrion
Molecular function (GO): 5-aminolevulinate synthase activity; pyridoxal phosphate binding
Source: RefSeq, a predicted model, not a curated record